This is a messenger RNA of Echinops telfairi (small Madagascar hedgehog), 3341 nucleotides long. RefSeq names its product inter-alpha-trypsin inhibitor heavy chain 5 (gene ITIH5). The transcript is spliced from 14 exons. The record is from RefSeq and is a predicted model, not a curated record. Lineage: Eukaryota; Metazoa; Chordata; Mammalia; Afrosoricida; Tenrecidae. The annotation marks the transcript as partial. Gene Ontology annotation, molecular function: serine-type endopeptidase inhibitor activity. Gene Ontology annotation, biological process: hyaluronan metabolic process.
UUUCAACCCCAUUGGCAUGUCUCCAGGUUUCUUUUCCUGCGCAACAGCCGAGAGUCGUCUUGUGAGCGCGUUCUGGUCAGACACAGGGUCCCCAGGCAACUGAGACUGUUUCAAAGGCUGAAAACCAAACCCUUGAUGACAGAAUUUUCCGUGAAGUCGACCAUCAUUUCCCGGUAUUCCUUCACGACGGUUUCCUGCAGAGUGCUGAAUAGAGCUUCGGAGGACCAGGAUGCUGAGUUCCAGAUGCAGAUUCCAGCUGCGGCCUUCAUCACCAACUUCACUAUGCUUAUUGGAGACAAAGUUUAUCAGGGUGAAAUCACAGAGAAAGAGAAGAAAAAUAGCAACAGGGUAAAACAGGGAAUGAAUCAAACCAAAGAAGAGAACCGGGAGAAGGGGACGGAACUGUUCAGAGCGUCUUUAGUGGUUCCCAGCAAGGACAAAGCUGUCUUCCUCUUAAGUUAUGAAGAGCUUUUGCAGAGACGGCUGGGGAAGUAUGAGCAUGUCAUCAGCGUUCGACCCCAGCAGCUGGUUGGCAGGCUUACUGUGGAAGUGAAUGUUCUGGAGCAGUCCGGCAUUGCUUCGCUGGAGGUGCCUCCCCUGCGCAACAGCAGGCAGAAGGGCAGUGGGACGGCGGAAGGUGAUUCGGGGCCUCCUCCUUCUACUGUUAUCAACCAAAAUGAAACUUUUGCUAAGAUCAUUUUUAAGCCUAGCGUGGUACAGCAAGCCAAGAUAGCCCAGAAUGGCAUUUUGGGAGAUUUCAUCGUUAGCUAUGAUGUUGACAGAGAACACAGCAUUGGAGACAUCCAGGUUCUGAAUGGCUAUUUUGUGCACUACUUUGCACCGAAAGACCUUCCACCUUUACCCAAGAAUGUGGUAUUUGUGCUUGACAGCAGCGCAUCCAUGGUAGGAACCAAACUCCGCCAGACCAAGGAUGCCCUCUUCACCAUCCUUCAUGACCUCCGGCCCCAGGAUCACUUCAAUAUCAUCGGAUUUUCCAACCGGAUCAAAGUGUGGAAGGACCACUUGGUGUCAGUCACGCCCAACAACAUCCGGGACGGCAAAGUCUACAUUCACCACAUGUCACCCAGUGGAGAAACAGCCUUGUGUAUCUUUUUCCUGCAGAGCAGCAAUGGCUUCAAGCUGCUGUCCUUUUGGGGUGCAGCUUUGUUCUACGAUGAGAUCAGGACCCCACUCCUCUCAGAUAUCCGCAUUGAUUACCCAUCCAACUUAGUGAAGCAUGCCACCCAAACCCUGUUCCCCAACUACUUCAAUGGCUCGGAAAUCAUCAUUGCUGGGAAGCUGGCGGACAGGAAAAUGGAUCAAUUGCAUGUGGAGGUCACAGCCAGCAACAGUAAGAAGUUUGUCUUACUGAAGACAGAUGUGCCCGUGGAGCCCCAGAAAGAGGGGAAUGAUGUCACCGGUAGCUCCAGGCCCAAGGGUGGUGGCCAGGAGGACCCCAACCACGUCGAGCGUCUCUGGAGCUACCUCACCGUGAAGGACCUGCUGAAUGCCUGGCUGAAGACUGAUGAUGAGCAGGAGAAGGAGCGGCUGAGGCAGAAGGCUGGGACCCUGGCGGUGAAUUACCACUUCCUCACCCCGUUCACCUCCAUGAAGCUAAAGCGACCAGCUGAAGAGACUCACACGGAGAGCCUAGAGCACGGCUAUGGUGGCAUGUCGGCCGUGGCAGGCCCUGAAACCGUGAUGCAAAGCUUACGAGGAGCUAACAUGCAACCAGGGCCUGCCCUCAAGAAACCAUACGACCCAAGAAUCAAAAUCUCCAAAACGUCAGCGGAUGGAGACCCCCAUUUUGUGGUGGAUUUCCCCUCGAGCCAGCUCACGGUCUGCUUUAACAUUGAUGGACAACCGGGAGACAUUCUAAGGCUAGUCUCUGAUCACAUGGGCUCUGGUGUGACUGUGAAUGGAGAGUUAAUCGGGGCCCCUGCUCCUCCAAAUGGCCACAAGAAACAGCGCACAUACUUCCACACGAUCACCAUCCUCAUCAAUAAGCCAGAGAGAUCUUAUCUUGAAAUCACACCCAAGAGAGUCAUCUUGGAUGGUGGGGAGCGGCUGGUCCUCCCUUGCAAUCAGAGUGUGAUGGUGGGGACUCGGGGACUGGAGGUCUCAGUAUCUGCCAAUGCCAAUGUCACCGUCACCAUCCAGGGCACUAUUGCCUUUGUCAUCCUCAUUCACCUCUACAAAAAGCCAGCGCCCUACCAGCGAAACCACCUGGGCUUCUACAUCUCCAAUAGCAAAGGCCUUUCCAGCCACAGCCACGGGCUCUUAGGUCAGUUCCUGCACCAGGAUGCUAAGCUCACAGAGGAGCCUGCAGAGCAGAGCAAGAACCGUAGUGUCCUCCCAUUCCUGCCCGCCGACCAGAGGUCCGAGACUGUCCUGAAGGUGAAAGGGCACCAAGUCCCAGUGGUCUGGAAACAAAGGAAGAUCUACAAUGGAGAGGAGGAGAUUGACUGCUGGUUCGCCAGGAACACUGCUGCCAAACUGAUCGAUGGGGAAUAUAAACAUUACCUAGCAUCUCAUCCUUUUGACACAGAGACUGUGUUUGGCCCGGGCAUGCCCAGGGGAAUCUGAAGCCAGCGGCCUUAAGGAUAGAGGGCCGGGGAGGGAAUUGGUCUGGGGACAUCACAGUGAGGCUCUUCUUGUUGCUUGUCCAUGCCUGUCUCUUGGCAGUGGGCUGCACUCCAUAACAGAAUGCACCCUGGUGGAGUGUGGGUCCACUGUCUGCUUGAACAAAGGGUCAGGGCAGGAAGCUUGUGUGAAACUUCCUUUCACUUCUGCCUGCCUGCCUUCUUCCUUUCUGUAGUUGCUAUGAGCAGCCAGUAGCCUACUCGGAAAUUCUCCUACUGAAUCUCCCAACCAAGCUAAAGAUCUUGGCAAUGUCAGCUUCACUUUGGGAGAUUUCAUGCUCGUCCUUUGAAUUCAAUGUGAAUAAUCGCACCAAGCGGGGAAAGAACAUAAUCUGAGAAAGCCAAUGGCUCUGACUACUAGUUUCUCCUUCUCAGAGCCUUCCAUAAGGUGACCCGUUUGAUGAAGGAAAGUUGUCAUACCUCCUCCUCCCACACACACUCCCCCCUUUUCUUUGUGGGAAUUGCCAAGGUGGGUGCUCUGCUUUCUGCCUUAUACUAAUAUUUGGUCAUCUCUGCGUUCUCCAGAAGUGUGACCAACCUCUGCCUCCAGGGGUCUCUUGUUGGGCCCGGGCCCUGGGUUGUGCAAAUGGCUCAUCGAUUUGAUCAUUGUAAACAAAGGUUUUCUUAGGAGAAGAUUUUCUGCUGCCAAGAUGUCUUGCCUUUAAAAAUUAGUUUUAAUAAAGUUUGGUUGGAAACAGA